Callorhinchus milii (elephant shark) is the source of this 3580-nucleotide messenger RNA. RefSeq names its product protein kinase, cAMP-dependent, catalytic, beta a (gene prkacba). The coding region runs from base 93 to 1295 and encodes 400 amino acids. Gene Ontology annotation, molecular function: cAMP-dependent protein kinase activity; ATP binding. The record is from RefSeq and is a predicted model, not a curated record. The transcript is spliced from 11 exons. Gene Ontology annotation, biological process: peptidyl-serine phosphorylation. NCBI's taxonomy places the organism in Eukaryota, Metazoa, Chordata, Chondrichthyes, Chimaeriformes, Callorhinchidae. Gene Ontology annotation, cellular component: nucleus; cAMP-dependent protein kinase complex.
UCCAUCUACAGUGCUUUGCAAUAAACACAGUGUUAUAAAUUUGUAGCUCUUAAGACUCUAAAUGUGACCCCCAUCCCCCUUCAAAACGACAGAUGGCUCAACAAAGGGAUAUAAACAAUCAACAGUGUAUAGGGAAGGAAUCUUCAAAGACCUCUUCAGCUCUGGUGAAACUGGAAGUCCUAGCGAGCAGAUUUUUUUAUAGUCAACCACUGGUGGCUACCAUUGAGCAAGGACUGCACCAUGUUUCGCAAUACACUCUUAGUUGGGAUCAAUGGAAGACCUUUGUGAAAGAGUUCUUAGCCAAAGCCAAAGAAGAUUUCUUAAAAAAAUGGGAAAGUCCUCCACAGAACACUGCAGGCCUAGAUGAUUUUGAAAGACAAAAAACACUUGGAACGGGUUCUUUUGGAAGAGUUAUGUUGGUGAAACAUAAAGGUACAGAGCAGUACUACGCCAUGAAGAUAUUGGAUAAACAGAAAGUUGUCAAACUGAAGCAAAUAGAGCAUACACUCAAUGAGAAAAGAAUAUUGCAAGCUGUUAAUUUCCCAUUUCUGGUGAAGUUGGAGUAUUCCUUUAAGGACAACUCUAAUUUAUAUAUGGUGAUGGAGUACGUUCCAGGUGGUGAAAUGUUUUCACAUCUUAGGAGAAUUGGAAGGUUCAGUGAACCUCAUGCACGAUUUUAUGCAGCUCAAAUAGUCCUGACCUUUGAGUACCUCCAUUCACUAGACCUCAUCUACAGAGAUCUGAAGCCAGAAAACCUUUUAAUUGACCAACAAGGAUACAUCCAGGUCACAGAUUUUGGUUUUGCAAAAAAGGUAAGGGGCAGAACUUGGACGCUUUGUGGAACUCCAGAAUACUUGGCUCCAGAGAUUAUUCUCAGCAAGGGCUACAACAAAGCAGUGGACUGGUGGGCACUGGGGGUUCUAAUCUAUGAAAUGGCAGCUGGAUAUCCUCCUUUCUUUGCAGACCAGCCUAUACAGAUCUAUGAAAAGAUUGUCUCUGGAAAGGUACGGUUCCCUUCUCACUUCAGUUCAGACCUGAAAGACCUGCUGCGAAAUUUACUUCAGGUAGAUCUGACCAAACGAUAUGGGAAUCUCAAGAACGGUGUGAAUGACAUUAAGAACCACAAGUGGUUUGCCACUACAGAUUGGAUUGCCAUUUAUCAGAGAAAGGUGGAAGCGCCAUUCAUACCAAAGUGCAGAGGUCCUGGAGAUACCAGCAAUUUUGAUGAUUAUGAAGAGGAGGACAUCCGUGUCUCUUUAACCGAAAAGUGUGCUAAAGAAUUUGCUGAUUUUUAGAGAGAAAGAGACCGUCAGGGCUUGUAUUGGGAUCUUUGCACUCUGCUAACAGAUGGGGUGGAGCUGAAACCAUCUUAUUCGUCGAAACAGUUACUUAGUUUCUUCAUUCCACAAGGCUGAGGUCUCUUGCCAUAAUUCAUGUGUGCAAUUGGCACAACCCUAAUACACCGGCGCAUUUACGCAAGGCACUACCCGUGCUAAGACACAAAAACUAGACCACUUUCUUAUCGUUUCCUUCCUUUCUUCCUUUAUGUUCUACAGCAGUUGACUUUGUGUCAUGUAGUUUGUUUUUCCCUUUAAAAAUGGCAAUAUACAGAGAGUGAAACAUUUUGUUUAAGUGUAAAGAUAGAGCAAGUGUUUCAGGAUUUUUUUGCACUUGAUGUGAUUUAGCCCGAAGUGAAAGCUGAACGUUGCUUCUAGUGUUCGCCAGCCACAAUACCUGUCUGUCGCGUCUGAGAGAUCACAGUUGUAGAACACCUUAUCUUGUAGAAAUUAAUAUCAGACUCCUAGAACCUAGACAGCAUUUUUUGGCAUCCUUUUGGAAGUAGUACUUGUUCUCUGUGUAUUUAUAUAUAGACUGAACAAAAGCAAGUUCUCCUGGACAUGACCAAAAUGAAAUAGAAUUGAUUGAAUGGUGGAGCAGGUUAUGCAGAGCCUGUGCCUUGAGUACUCCUAUAUUAUAAAUUCAGCUGCCCCUCCCUACUUUUGUAUUCAUCUGGGCAGGAUCCAGGCCUAAAAUAAACAGAUACUGCAGUCUGCUGAAUACCAUCGGAGUAAAGCUGCCAGCAAAUCUUUAGACUAGCUUUUGCUAUAUCAUUUGUAGCUGUGUUGUACCAGUAUGUCAAAUCAUAGAUAGUUUGUGGGAUUAUCCUCCUGCAAAACUUAAUUUCAUUGUGUAUCCAUUAGCAGAUGAUUGAUGAGGUCCUGUUACAAGUGGUAUGUUUUAAAAGGAAACCGAAGCAGCUUCAGUAACUGUCAGGGAAUGGAGCUAAGAAAUAUUGGUUUUAAUCAUGCUGAUUUCACAUUGGAAAUUAUAAAAGACAUGGUAAAUGUUUUGCAUACAGGUUCACUCACUAGCUGUAUACAACAUAGUGAACAAAUGAACCGUUUGCACGUGAUGCUCAUAUAUUGGAGCUGCAGUCCUCAGUUUUUUUAAAAAAAAAGAUGCUGCAAAAAAGAAAUGAUGGUCACUGCCAGGAUUAUGUUUGAUUCUGAGGCACAGUUUUGUGAUGCUAAAAUGAUGUUUGGGCAAAUGCUAAAAUAUAAAUCACUCCAUAAAAGCUUUUCAGAAUAUUAAUUUUAGUGCUUUAGAUCAUGCAUUGCAAAAAGUACUUAACACAGGUAACAACUGCCACGUUUCCACUAUCUCUACAUUUUUUUUAUAAGUUGUCUCCCUGGGAACAGAAAGUAGAGUUGCAGGUAUUAGGCUCAGUUACUAGUUAGAUGCAUUGUCAUAUAAUGACAUAAUCUGUUGCUAAGGAAAAGGCUAGUGCUGCUCUGUGCUAGCUUGAGCACCUUUCCUCAUGUAUUUCAGUGUUUAAAAUUAUGGGCUAUGGAUUCAGUGGAUCUGUACACAUUUAACAUUUUUUAACCGACUCAUUUUAAUCAAUUAGUUUUAUUUGUACACUUACGGCACAAAAGUUUUGAUCUCUCUUUCUCUCGCUCCAUAAUAUAUAUAUUUAUGUAUGUAUAUGUAAUAAACCUGCUCUCUAGAAUGGUUCAAAUGGAAUUGGUUUCUUAUGUACAGAAGCAGGCCGAAUUCAGAUUGGUUGAAAUAUGUACGUGGCAGAAAAGCAAUGAGUUUUAAUAAACCAACUUGAUUUGGCAUAGAUCCAGUGUAUUUGCUUGUGUUAGCACUAAAGAAACAUUGACACAAUGUCCUCUUAACCUGAAGGGCACUCAUGGAAGUAAGGCCUUUGUAGACAUUUGCAUUACCAGUAUGAGCUGUAAUAUCAAACAUUCUGUUUGUCAUCUUGGCUGUCAAACAUUUGCACAACAAUGUCAUUACAAGGCUGACACAGACAGCAGUUUUUUCAUCCACCCGUAUUUACCUGUAUGUGCAAGGGAAGUAUAAGAUACUUUGCUGUAGCAGAUUUUAUGUAACUAAAGAAAUGUAAGGUCACAUUAAUAAAUUUAAAAGUUCCUUUGUAUGAAAACAUUAAAAUCUUUUGUAUUUCAUUUAGACUGAGGACAUGCUGUUGUAUGCUAGCUGUAUGCGAUAAAUUCUACAGUAACUUUGUUGUCGUUUAUGGACUUAAAGGUUUUAAUAAACGCUGAAGAUCACA